AUAUUCAACGCAUUCAAGUAAAAAGUCAUAUCUCAAAUCUGAAUAUAAUGGACAUGUCAUUAGAAUUUUUUUUUCUGUUUCUAUUUCAUCUAGUUCACAGUAUCUACAAAGUCUAGCGGAGUAGGCGGCCUGGAGUAACGCCCGGUCUCCAGGGCUAGCGGCAACGAGCCAGCGCGAAACACUGCCAUGCAUCGUCUCUGAUAUUUUGGAAUGUUUAUUCUGGUAUAAUGUUUCAACAUUAACAUUGUCCUUAUAAAGUCGAUAGGUGGCGAAUUUCAAAGAUAAACAUCCAGGAUAUGCUAUUAUUUGUAUGGCUGUUGUUAAUAAUGCCAUUGUGCAUGUUGUAUCAACUGAGGCAGACAAAACUCCAGAUCAGGCUGCAGACAAUAAUAUUGUAUCAAUACCAUACUCUUCUGUGCUGGAAACUAACGUCUAUGAUUUGCAUGUUGGCAUCAUGAGAUCGCUGAUAUCCAAAUCAGCUAAACCAAUCACUUCUCUAUCUAUAUAUAAAUGGUACUGAAGAAGAAUGUGUAGAAACUGUCAACCAUGAUCCAAUAGAGCCUUAGAAAAUAUGAGAAGGGGACAAGGAAAUGCAGGAGACCGAUAAAGAACAAGGGGGCAUAAUUUUUCAAGACAGGACAGGAGAAAGGGCAAGAACCAGAGGGUUAGAUGGAAGGAUAGAUCGUGAUCUUGAAGGGAAUUUGGUAAUACCCUAAGAUGAUGUUGUGAAGCUGUUACCUCAUCAUAUAGCCGAAUGUUUAUUCAGAAGGUAAAAAGACUGUAUACCACUUUCCAUAGGGGAAUGAACAGCUUACCAGUUCACAGCAAAUGAAAGUUGCAUUUAUAAUGCAGUGUCCAUUAUCCUCUAUAGAAAUGAAGAUACGGCUGUGGUACUGAAGCUGGCUGAAGUGUUGAAAUGGUGGAUAAUAUGGUAUCAUUUCCAAAAUAUAUUGUAGAAGAAUUCAAAGAGAAAACUGACCUGUGGGUUAAAUCUACCCUGCAGCAGGUGAUUACAGCCUCAACAGCAGAGGAAGUAGAGUAUGGAUGCAGAAAAGAGCUGGUCUCGACUAUUCAAUAUCCAUACAGGGACCCGAACUGUUUCCCAUUGUUGUUUCCCAUUGUUUUCAUGUCCAAUACAACAGCACUGCAAAAAAUACCAGCAGUACAGCAGCUGAUCGUGCCACCAUUAACAUUCUCAGCUAGACUAUCAUCUUUACACUUGGUUUUGAUGCCUACCAAGCCAAGACAUAUCAUUGAAUACUACACAAAUUUGCAGGUUAAAGACCUGGAUAUGGAUUUCGAUGUUUAUAUACAAGUUCUAUGUUAAAAAGAAGAAGUAAACAAGCUUAUGGCUGAACUGGUUCUCACGAGACAUAAACCAGCUGACCACUGUCAAUCAUCUCAUGUUGACAACUUUAUAUCAUUCCAUGUUGAUCACUGCAUAUCAUUGUGACAUCCAUUUUCAUUUUUUUCUUCUUCAAAAAACGUUUAUCUGUAGAUAUUUGUUGCAAAACCUGUUGACUAAAUCUAUAUUUAAAGUGGCAACCCAUAUAUUUAAAAAAAAUUUAUGACAUAUAAUCUCUUAUAUCAACUUUUUAGCUCACCUGGCCUAAAGGGCCAAUUGAGCUUUUCUCAUCACUUGUAGUCUGUCGUCAUUAACUUUAAUAAAAAUCUUUCCCUCUAAAACUACUGGGCAAAAUUUAACCAAACUUAGGCACAACCAUCAUUGGGUUAUCUAGUUUCAAAAAUGUGUCUGGUGACAGGACAAACCAAACGGAUGGCCGCCACUGCUAAAGAUAGAACAUAGGGGUAAAAUGUAGAUUUUAACUUGUAUUUCUGAAACCAAAGCAUGUAGAGCAAAUCUGAAAAGGGGUAAAAUUGUUUAUCAGAUUAAGAUCUAUCUGCUAAGAAAUUUUCAGAUGAAGCAGACAACCCUUUGUUGGGUUGCUGCCCCUGAAUUGGUAAUUUUAAGGAAAUUUUUCCGUUUUUGGUUAUUAUCUUGAAUAUUAUUAUAGAUAGAGAUAAACUGUAAACAGCAAUAAUGUUCAGCAAAGUAAGAUCUACAAAAAAGUCAACAUGACCAAAAUGGUCAAUUGUCCCCUUGACAAAAUUUAUGAAAAUUGUUAAAAAUUGACAAUAAAGGGCAAUAACUCCUUAAGGGGGUAAUUGACCAUUUUGAUCCUAUGACUUUUUUGUAUUUCCCUUUAUUGUCAAUUUUUAACAAUUUUCAUCAAUUUUGUCAAUUAUUACAAAAUGAGUUAACUCCUGGGACAAGUUCAUUAUAGAUAUAGUCAGCAGCAAAAAUGUUCAGUAAAGUAAGAUCUAUAAACACAUCACCAAAACACAAUUUUGUCAUGAAUUCAUCUGUG
Molecule: messenger RNA, 2369 nt
Organism: Mytilus trossulus (common blue mussel)
Lineage: Eukaryota; Metazoa; Mollusca; Bivalvia; Mytilida; Mytilidae
Exons: 10
Coding region: 917-1327 (136 amino acids)
Source: RefSeq, a predicted model, not a curated record